UUUUCCCGCUCGUUUUUGUUGUGUCUGUAACUCCUCACCAUAAAUACGCCCAGCUGACUUCACUUGAAAGCCCACUUUUCUUUUGCCCUAGUUUUCAGCUCGAGCUAAGCUCGUGACCAUGGCAAAAAAGGCAGAGAGGAAUAAGAUAAUUGCCAUUACUGGAGCCUCUACCAUUUUGGCAGUGGCUCUUGGUUUCUUGGUUGCCCUAAAGGGUCACAAGAGGAAACGUCUCCACGGGUUUAUUCUUCAAGUCAACCUUUCUGCUUCUGAAAUUCUCAAGUUAGCUGAUCGCAUAAUUGCCAAGUCAAAACUUGUUCAUGACUCAGUGGCUUCGGUGCCUCUUGACAAAGUAAGUUAUGCGAAUGUGAUCUCGCCAUUAGCUGAACUUGAAGCAGAACAAUUUCCUCUGGUGCAAUCCUGUACCUUCCAGAAAAUGGUAUCUGCUUCAGAUGAUUUACGCCAAGCUAGUUCUGAAGCAGAGAGAAGAAUUGAUGUGCAUCUUCUGAUGUGCAGCCAGCGAGAGGAUGUAUACCGUGUUAUUAAGGCUUUAGCUGCUAAAGGUGAAUGGAUGAGCCCUGAAGCAAAGCGAUAUGUUCAAUGCAUGAUUAAGGACUUCGAGCGGAAUGGUGUGAACCUUAGUUUGGGCAAGAAGGAAGAACUUGAGCGCCUGAGAACAAUAAUAGAUGAAUUAAGUGCACGGUACAUAGAAAAUCUAAAUAGUGAUAACACUUCCCUUUUUUUCAAAGAGUCCGAGCUGGUUGGGGUGCCAUUGGAGUUUAUUAAGGGCCUAAGCAAAGCAGAUGAUGGGAGACUAAAGGUCACUCUUAAAAGUCAUCAUACAUUACCGGUUUUGGAAUAUUGUAAAGUAUGGAUCUCUAGAUACUUUGGAGCUACAAGAAGAACGGUGGCAAUUGCUCGUGGGAAGAAAUGCGGGGAGGAGAAUAUGCAAAUUCUAGAAAAACUUGUUCAAACGCGAAAUAAAAUAGCUCGUUUACUUGGAUAUUCCAACUAUGCUGAAUAUGCCCUUGAAACUAGAAUGGCAAGGACAUCAACAAAGGUCUAUGAAUUCCUGGAGAAUAUCUCUGUGAAUCUGACUGAGAUGGCGAAUAAAGAACUUACAAUGCUUAAUUCACUAAAGAAGAAAGAAGAAGGGGAAUCUCCUUUUGGACUUGAAGAUAUGUUGUACUACACGAGGAAAGCAGAAGAGAAAGAAUUCGAAAUUGACUAUGGAGAUGUUCAGCAAUACUUUCCUGUCAACUUGGUUAUAUCAGGGAUAUUCAAAAUAUUCCAAGAUCUGUUUGGUCUAAGAUUCGAGGAAGUUCAAGAGGCGGAGGUUUGGCACGAUGAUGUUCGCUUGCUUUCUGUGUUAGAUAUGAGUUCCAACAAGCAUAUGGGUUAUUUCUACCUUGACUUGUACUCCAGGGAAGGAAAAUAUGGUCGCACUUGUGUUUUGUCUCUUCAAAAUGGAUGCCUAUCCCUGAAUGGCACACGUCAGAUACCAAUUGCCUUAAUUAUUGCUCAAUUUCCCAAGCAAGUUGGUAAUAAAAAAGCACUUUUGAGAUUCUCUCAAGUGGUGAAUUUUUUUCACGAGUUCAGUCAUGUGGUACAUCAUAUUUGCAACCGUGCAUCAUUUGCAAAAUUUUCUGGGCUCCGGGUUGAAGCAGAUUUUAUAGAAGUUCCUGGAUUGUUACUGGAGAAAUGGUGUUACGAGAGCAUUUGUUUGAAAAUGAUAUCCGGUUAUCACCAGGAUAUCACGAAGCCACUUGUGGAUGAGAUGUGUAGAGCCCUAAAAAGAAAAAGGCAUUCAUUCUUUGGACUUAAAGUGAAGCAAGAAAUUCUUCUUUGCCUUUUUGAUCAGAUUAUACACUCCAAUGAGAAUGUUGACAUGACAGAGCUUCUCAAGCAUCUCCAUCCGAAGGUGUUGCUAGGAAUCCCCUUGUUAGGAGAAAUGAACCCAGCCUCAUGUUUUCCACGUCUUGUUGUUGGUUAUGAUGCGACUUGCUACAGUCACCUAUGGAGUGAGGUCAUUGCUUCCGACAUAUUUUCUUCGAAGUUUGAAGAUGAUCUUUUAAAUCAAUAUGAGGGCCUGCAGUUCAGAAACAAGAUAUUGGCUCUAGGAGGUGCCAAGGAUGCCAAGGAAAUUUUGUUGGGCUACCUGGGUAGAGAACCUUCCGUCCAAGCAUAUAUUGAUAGUAGACGAAAAAAUAGUUUGUGAUUCAAGGUCCAAAAAAUGCCUGCUGAGUUAAUUAUUUUACAGCAAUACAGUGAAAACAGGCAAGCAAACACCGUAAGUCAGCAUCUAGCUUUUCCAACCAUGAGAAUGCAAAUAUGUUAUAUAAUGAUCCCCUUUUGUGUUGUUAUUUAUUUAUGUAAUCUCAAUUUUAUACCAUGUAUAGGUUGGAGUGCAUAAGCUGAAUCCAACUAGUGUUUUAUAAAUCAGUCCACUCUUUAAUUUA
Messenger RNA from Amborella trichopoda, 2456 nucleotides. Its product is annotated as Zincin-like metalloproteases family protein. The record is from RefSeq and is a predicted model, not a curated record. Gene Ontology annotation, biological process: peptide metabolic process; proteolysis. Gene Ontology annotation, molecular function: metalloendopeptidase activity. Lineage: Eukaryota; Viridiplantae; Streptophyta; Magnoliopsida; Amborellales; Amborellaceae.